Molecule: messenger RNA, 444 nt
Organism: Syzygium oleosum
Lineage: Eukaryota; Viridiplantae; Streptophyta; Magnoliopsida; Myrtales; Myrtaceae
Product: UPF0496 protein At4g34320-like
Exons: 2
Coding region: 1-444 (147 amino acids)
Source: RefSeq, a predicted model, not a curated record
AUGACUCCAGCUGUGGCUGCUACACCAGUCACUGCCGCCCUAGCGGCUGCAACCGCCAUUCCCAUGGAUGCCAUUGGCAAGUGGAUUGACUCCAUUUGGAAGAAUUAUGAAAAUGAACUGAAGGGAUGGGAGGAGGUGAUCACCUCAAUGCAACUCGUUGCUCUCGAGCUCCUUAACAAAAUCAGAAGCAUGAUUGACCCUUUGGAGGUACAGACCAGGAGGCUUUUGCAGAAGGCUGAUUUUCCAAUUGAGGAGGGAGCAGAAGCAGUAAAGCUCGGAAUAGCAGACAUCAAGAAAAAGCUGAGAGAUUUCAUGAAGGGGGUUGAAGGACUAGGAAAACAUGCUGACAUGUGCAGCCGCAAUAUCCAGAAAUCGAGGAUAGAGGUGCUCCAGAGGAUUAUAAAGCCCCCCACCAAUUGCAACGGUGCCCCUAUUUUGCUAUAG